This is a messenger RNA of Lontra canadensis (Northern American river otter), 2242 nucleotides long. RefSeq names its product cilia and flagella associated protein 99 (gene CFAP99). The record is from RefSeq and is a predicted model, not a curated record. The transcript has 15 exons. The coding region runs from base 161 to 2242 and encodes 693 amino acids. NCBI's taxonomy places the organism in Eukaryota, Metazoa, Chordata, Mammalia, Carnivora, Mustelidae.
UCCCGGCUGAGCAGGCGUGAAGUGGGGGACCCGCCUGGAUUUGUGAGACCCGCCGCACCCGCUGGCCCUGGCAUCUGCUGUGGCUGCGGGUGGAGUGGGACGGGAGGUUGGGCGGCAGGAGCGCCCGCGAAGCCGGCCCGCAGGGUCUUGCCCUGGGAAGAUGGCCUACUAUGGAAAAUGCAUUGAAACUGUCAUUGAGCAAUUGAACAAAUUUCAGCCUGAGAAGGACAGUCCUGAGCAGUUCCUGGAGGCAACGUCCACAGCCCUACAGACCCUGAGCCCCCAGAAGCAGGCAUUCAUUUUGGAGCUGCUGUCUGGGUGCCUCGAGUACCGGAAGCUGCUGGCCGUGGUGGUGGACGCCUUCUACGUGCGGGCCGGCUGGUUGUGCCCACGGGCCGACUACAGCCUCUUCCAGGUGAUCUGCUACCUGGCCAUGUUCCAGCUGCAGGAGCUUGGCUUUCAGCUCUUCUGUGACAUCGUGAGGGCCCAGCCCGUGGACAAAAUGCACAAGUUCCUCGGGUUCUUCUUCAACCCCUUAAACCUGUGCUCAUGGAUCAGGGAUGAGUGGAGCCUCAUCUAUGAGACCGCCCAUGUGAGAGAGAACUGGAUCGACCCCCUGAUGAGAUGGCAGCCGGAGGUCCAGGAGCUGAUCCACCAGCUGGAGGAAGUGAUGGCCAAUCAGCUCCCUCGUUCAAAGACCAAGGCCAGGGUCACAGAGCCCAAGGAGUUCAACCUGACUGUCCCCCGGCCCCGCGCCAUUCCGGUCCCCGAGCCAGUCCCUGUCGUGGCCAAGUCAAAACCAGUCCCCAGGAGCACCUACCAGCCACCCAAGGAGCAGCAGCUGUUGGAGAUGGCCAAGAGGUUUAAUCGCUGGAAGGCCGAGGAGCUGCUGCUGCAGGCAAACAUUGAGGAGAUGCGGUGUGCAGUGCCCCGGUCCCAGGGGGAGCCUCCGAUGCAGGCCUCUAAGAAGAAGCUGCAGCUCCGGCUCAUGCCCCAAAUCAUGAAGACCUCAAAGCUGACCUUCUACAAGCCCAGUGAGGUCCCGGUCAAGCUGAACACAGCUGCCAUCCUCCGAGAAGGGUCUCUGUACCAGCGGCAGGUGGAGAAAGAGCUGCAGAGGGUGGAUCAGCUUGUGGACGGGGCCGGGGACUUCUCUGAGUUCCUCGAGUGGCAAAAGAAGAUGCAGGCAAAGGACCGGGAGGAGGAGCUGACUGCAGGCGAGUGCCGGCGGCUGCUGGGCAAGCUGAGCCGUGAGGAGGCCAUCCUGGCCCGGCAGCACGUCACACAGGAGAACAAGCAGAAGGCCAACCAGAAGAAGGAGGAGACGGCGGAGCUGCUGCAGCAGUGCGCUGAGAGGCGCCUCCAGGAGGAAAAGUCCAUGAAGGAGCUGGUGGAGCAGGUGACAGAGGCGCAGAAGAACGUCAAGCUGGUGCAGAUGAAGCUCCUGAAGGACCGGAGGCAGACAGUUCAGGAGGUGAUGGAGGAGAGCCGGGAGCUGCUGCAGCGCAGCGCAGAGACAGCCAAGGAGGAGCAGAAGCGGCGCUGUGAGCUCAUCUCCCAACUUCGAGCCCUGGAGACCCAGCCUAUGCGCAAGGGCAAGCUCGUGGACCUGACCCAGAUCCCUGGGUAUGGCCUGGAAGGGGAGAUGUCUGUGGUGGAGCUUCGAGAGCGGCUGGCCCUGCUCAAGGAGAGCCAGCGGCGAGAGGAGGAAGAGAAGCGAGAUCAGAUCAUCCAGGGCAAGCGCGCGAGAAGCCAGGAACUGCAGAAUAGGGUGGAGCAGAUCUCGCUGUGCCGAGCGGCCAUGGGCAGGUCUGCAGCCCUGAGGUGGGAGGAGAAGAAAGCCCGCUCUGCGGCCCUGGGGGUGCCCUCCCAGGACGAGCGCGUGCUGGAGCUGCAGCGCAAGGUCGAGGAGAAGGCGGCGGAGCGCCGCCGCAAGCAGGCAACCCUGAAGCCGGUGCCGGUGCCGGCGCCGGCGCCGCGCCCCACGUGCACUAAGGCAUGGGUGAGCUCUGGGAGCGCGCGGGGUGGCUGGGCGCACAGUGAUGGCGGGGAGGUCGUGGACCCCGCGCAGGGGCAGUGGGGGCGACCCCGGCCCGCGCCGACCUCUCUUGGGGCGCUUCCGCAGGCGCACCUGGAGGAGCAGCACUGGCGGGAUCUGCAGCAAAGCCGCGAGCGCCGGCUGCGAGCGCUGCUGCUGAGCACCUCGGCCGCCGGGCACGGGCGCCGCCUGGAGGCCGCCUGA